Camelina sativa (false flax) is the source of this 417-nucleotide messenger RNA. Lineage: Eukaryota; Viridiplantae; Streptophyta; Magnoliopsida; Brassicales; Brassicaceae. The record is from RefSeq and is a predicted model, not a curated record.
AUGGGGGAACAAGUUGACAAGAAGUUCACAUGGGUGAUUAAGAAUGUUUACUCUUUGCAGUCGGAGAAUAUAUAUUCUGAUAUAUUCGUGAUCGGUGGAUGUAGAUGGCGCCUUGUGGCAGCAUAUUCCAAGGGAAUUAUAUUUAAUGACGCUCUGUCUCUGUAUCUGACGGUUGCUGAUGUUGAGUCUUUGCCUUCUGGAUGGAGUAGACACGCAGAGUUUUCUUUUACUGUAGUGAAUCAAAGUUCUGAAGAACACUCCCAACUGCAAGAUGUCUUUCGUGAUUUUACAGAAACAGAAGGGUGGUUUGAUGACAAGACUCCUGUCUGUGGUUUUGCAUCCAGCUUUCCCCUUGGAAAACUUGAUGCUAAAUAUGGUGGGUUUAUACUGAAUUAUCAAGUCAAGGUUGUUGCAGAG